Messenger RNA from Pungitius pungitius (ninespine stickleback), 3138 nucleotides. Its product is annotated as zinc finger protein 385A-like. The transcript has 8 exons. NCBI's taxonomy places the organism in Eukaryota, Metazoa, Chordata, Actinopteri, Perciformes, Gasterosteidae. Gene Ontology annotation, cellular component: nucleus. Gene Ontology annotation, molecular function: zinc ion binding; nucleic acid binding. The record is from RefSeq and is a predicted model, not a curated record. The coding region runs from base 449 to 1687 and encodes 412 amino acids.
AGAGAGAGAGAGAGAGAGAGGCUGUGGUGCAGAGGUUCAUUCAGUGAGGAAGCGCUCCAUCUCAGCUGUAUUUUCUGGUGUUCUUCCUGCUGGAGGGAAUAUGUAAACGUGAAUAUAUUACAGGCUUCCUUGCAGUAAAUUGAGUGCGUGUUGUGUUGCAGUUGGGGCUGCUGUUGUGCUCCUCCUCUGGCAACAGCUGGCUGAGCAACAGACGCGUGCUGAGAUCUGAAGGAGACGCUUCUCGUGUGGACGAGGGGAACGGAAGGAUCACAGCGUAGGGAUGCAAAGUGAAGGUUGUGGUGUUGGGAUGUGUUUUUUUGUCCCACUCUGAUUUUUGAGAGCGAGAGAACUGGAUGCUUCAGGUUUGAGUCUCAUCCGUAGCUGAUCGAGGAAGAGUCAAGCAAGAACAUAACGUGUGAAAGAGAAGUUGACGGUGGACAUCUACAGGAUGAUCUUGGGAAGUGUAAACCGCCCGGGGCCGGUCCCUGCCUUCUUCAGGAGCCCCUCUAUCAUGCCGACCCCGCUGGACAUGAAGCCCUUCCUCCAGUUCCCCCUGGAGUCGCCUCACCGGGCCGGCAUUGGACUCUUCCACAACUUUAAUACAAUGGACCCCGUCCAGAAAGCUGUGAUGACGCACACCUUCGGGCCGCCUAUGGUGAAGACAAAGCGACCGAUCAUCUCUUGUAACGUCUGUCAAAUACGCUUCAACUCAGAGAGCCAGGCUGAGGCCCACUACAAGGGGAACCGCCACGCUCGGAGGGUGAAGGGGAUCGAGACAUCCAAAACAGCUCGUCUCCACGAGGGUGACAAGCAGCCGACUCCCCCUACUGCUUCGCCCUCCCCAACAGGCCCCUCGCCAUCCAGCCCUCAGCCUGAUCCGAACAAGCAGGAUGACACCCAAUCCUGUCCUAACUCGAUCAAGUCACCGUUGACCCCCCCACUGAGCUCAGACGCAGAAUGUCCCUUCUUCACUUCUGUCAGCACACCUUUGCCAUCCUCUCCCUCCGCACCCGGGGCCCUUGGCACCCACCCUGCAGAUCCAGCAGCGGCUGGUCUUCCUGAGAACCCGUCCCCAGCACCCAGCCCUUCUUCAGGAGAAUCAGAGGAAGAGAAAUCAAAGAAACUUCUCUACUGUUCCCUGUGCAAAGUGGCUGUUAACUCCCGCUCACAACUGGAGGCACAUAACAAAGGUACCAAACACAAAACCAUUCUGGAGGCUCGUAGUGGACUGGGACCCAUCAAAGCGUACCCCCGUCUCGGUCCUAAACUCAGCCCGGAACAGGGAGGAGAGCUGUCUUCUGACCCCAACGCUCAGGAACGCACCUUCCAUUGUGAGAUCUGCAACGUCAGAGUCAACUCGGAGCUGCAGCUCAAACAGCACAUAUCUAGCCGGAGGCAUCGAGAUGGAGUUGCUGGGAAACCAAAUCCUCUUCUGAGUCGGCACAAGAAGCGCACAGACUUCAUGGAACUUCCAAAAAAUUUGGGGCCCGGACUUUUACCAAAUCCUUUGGCCGUCGCCGCAGCAAUGGCCGCUGCGGCAUCCUCCAAUCACCUGGCACUACGUCCUCCUUGCCCAACCUCCCAUCACCAUCACCACCUCCUACAAGGAACACCUCUCAGCCUACUGAGACCCGCCCCCGGUCCCAUUCGCACCCCGCACGGGCCAAUCCUCUUCACUCCUUACUGAUGAUGAGAGAAUGAGGACGAAUCAGGAAGAAGCACACUGUGAAGUGGAGGCCUGCAACCAUGUGCCAUCUAGAGCCCAAUCAGCUGUUGAGGUUUCAGCUGCUGUUUUAUUAUAGCCUAAUAAAACAUAUGACUCUUCAUGGUGCAUACUGUGGUUGCAGGCCACUACUGCUGCGUUAACAGGGAGAAGCAGAGAUAACACAUCUCAGACAUUUCAAAGAGACUUUAUGUUUGCAUCCUCCCCAGUUUCCACUGGCUUACUGACUCAAACCCUACCUCUCUUAUGUUUUAAGUGUUCCCCUCUGCAAGGAUUUAUUUUACAUCCAAAGCCUCAAUGUAAUCAAAAACACACCCGCUGGGUUAGAUAUAGCAGAUGCCUCUGAUGUUAGCUGAUACCACAAUGUAGCUGUCACUGUAAUGGUUUGUUUUGGAGGCCUAUUAAGAGAAAAAAGUUACCAGCAUUUUCUGCACCAUUUUAACAGUUACUGGUCAACAUUUUUCUGUACUAUAUGUUCAUUUUCACAGUUGGCAUAAACGACCUAUUUUUACUUUUGUUGAAAGAAUGAAACAGGAAGAAGAACAACAAAAGGGAACCAACUACAUCCAGGUAUGCUUUAGAUUUGUGUCGACCACAUUCACAGUUUGGUAUUGGAAUAACAUGUAGACUUGUUGUGAAAGGGUAUUUUAACUGGUGCAUUGUGCAAGUAUCAGUGUUUACUUGGAGUGUGAAAUACAGUGAGGGGAGUGAGCACCCAAGGUGUUCUUCUUUUAUAGUGAAGGUCAAGAUAAGUCCAAUUUCCCCUGUUGAGUACAGUUCCCCUGAUGAUUUGCCACGUUCACCCCGAAAGGCCACUGAUAUUACUGAAUGAAAUGAUUUCCAUACUGUGAGCAAAGCGGUAAAUAUAUUUACAGAUGACUCUGGCAGCAGGUCUCUGCAUUAUCUGCACAUAUCAUUUUACAGACAUCGCAAUCCAAUACAAGUACUGUGCAGGACAUUGAGAUGUUAGACACCAGCAAUAUGUUACAGAAGGAAAAGGACCACAUAUACACAGAUGUAUGCAAAAAAAACAACAACACAAAAUGGUAAUAUAGGCUUGUAGUGAGAUAAAAAAUACUUAGUUUGUCUGCUCUGCCUUGUGUACUCGAACCUACGUCACCCCAAACUUUCCCCGUAAAACUGUCAUAAUGGCUAGUGAAACAUUAAGGGGCGCUUUAGGAAAGAGAAACUUUAGCAAUACUUUGAGCACUCCUACUAACCUUUCUUGUUAACUGCAAUAAAAACAAAAUGUCUAAAAAUGUACAAAUUGUUACCUAGGAGAAGUGUAUUGAAACAUUGGUGUAAAUGUAAUUUAUUUAAAAAUUGAGAAAACGUCCAUGUUGGGGCUUCCUAAUUGUUAACUUAAAACAAAAUCAUAUAUAACAUCAUUAAACUGACUUCAUGGUUGCUUUCUA